UUGAAUAUUCUCCGCAAAAAUCAAUUUUUAGUUACGCUGUCCUUUUGUAUUCUUAAAAAGCCUACCAUUAAUUUAAUUAAAAUAAUUAUUUUUAAUUUACAGUCCAAAAUGACUGCUACAAAAAUUUUAAAAAAUCAAAAAGGCGAAGGCGGCCCAAAAGUUUUAUUAAAUUCUGGCCACCUAAUUCCAUUAAUUGGAUUAGGUACUUAUAAAAUUGUUGACCAAACACUGAUGGAUUCUUCUGUGGAUGCUGCCCUCAAAUGUGGCUAUAGAUUCUUUGAUACUGCAAAAUUGUAUCAAAAUGAGAAGCAGCUGGGCAACAGCCUUGAAAAAUUACUUCCAAAAUAUGGAUUAAAUCGUGAAGAUGUAUUUCUUCUAACCAAAUUUUCUCCCUUCCCUGCUGAAAAAGCUAGUGAAGAAGUGCCAAAAUUAAUUGAGGAAUCCUUGGAAAUUUUAAAAACAAAUUAUAUUGAUUUGGUAUUAAUUCAUUGUCCAAAGCCUGAUGAAAAUAAAAAUGAAGACAAAGAAGGGAAUAGUGCUAGUCGAAAAAUAAAUUGGCAGGCACUUGAAAACCUUUCUGAAGAAAAAGUACAUUCAAUUGGGGUGUCUAAUUAUGAAGUUUGCCAUUUAGAAGAAAUGAAUAAAUAUUUAAAUAAAAAGCCGGCAGUUAAUCAAAUUGAAUUUCAUCCUCAUUUUCGAAGAAAUGAAAUUAGAGAAUUUUGUAAAAAUGAGGGAAUUCAUUUACAAGUUUUUUCGAGGAUAAAUACAAACAAAAAUUAUUAAGGCAUUUUCUC
This is a messenger RNA of Meloidogyne enterolobii, 794 nucleotides long. NCBI's taxonomy places the organism in Eukaryota, Metazoa, Nematoda, Chromadorea, Rhabditida, Meloidogynidae. The record is from the annotation of a GenBank genome assembly.